AUAAGGGGUUCAUCGGGACGAAACCUUUGCUCCUCUCCAUUCAACCGCUCCUUGAAACUUCGCCAUGUCUUGCCUCAACUACUGUUCUGGAAACUACAGCACGGGAUCCCUCAGAAAUCCUUGUCAGAUCCCUCUCACCUCCUCCAAUGCCCUCUGCUCUACAAAUGUGAGCUGUGGAGAUGUCCUCUACUUGCCCAGCAGCUGUCAAGACCAUAUCUGCCCCCUGGACAAUUGCCAAGAGACCUGCAGAGACCCAACCGGCUGCCUGCCAGCCUGUGAGCCCAGCAACCGUGGAACUUCUUGCUGCCCUUCCACUGUCUACUAUGUGCCCAGACCCUGCCAAGGGACUAGUUUUCUUCCUGCUGCUUCUUGCAUCUCUGGCUCCCGCCUCCCAGUGUCCUGUAGACCUCUGAGUGAUGUGUCCAGCAGCUGCCGACCUCUGAGCCUCUUCCCUUCAGGAUGCCGCCCCUGGGGCUGCGUGCCCUGUGGUCCUCAGUCACCUAGAGUUGUGUCCGGCAGCCUCGUACCUCUGCGCCCUCUCUUCAGUGGAUGGCAACCUCAGAACCACAUGUUCAGCACCUGCCGUCCAUCCUGCUCUGCACUGGGAGGCCAGUAGCUGCCUUGUUCCAACGGAGAAUCAUGCUGAGGAUCUGAGACAAAAAUUCAAACGCUGUGGGCUUUUGGAUCUUUCCUAGUAGUGACUGACAUUUCUUGUGUUUACUGUGCCUGAUCUAAUGAAAACUGCUCCUUUCACACUUUUAUCUUUUUCCUCCAUCUCUCCUUGACAGAAAAUUAUUUGAUUUACACUGCUAUUCAAUGUCACUCAGGUGUGGGAAGAAUUUAUUUGGUUCAUGUAAUAAAUGAGAUUGUCAGGAUU
Molecule: messenger RNA, 877 nt
Organism: Manis pentadactyla (Chinese pangolin)
Lineage: Eukaryota; Metazoa; Chordata; Mammalia; Pholidota; Manidae
Product: keratin-associated protein 26-1
Exons: 1
Coding region: 65-616 (183 amino acids)
Cellular component (GO): keratin filament
Molecular function (GO): structural molecule activity
Source: RefSeq, a predicted model, not a curated record